AGCCUUGCUCUUGGACAAUGCACAGCCCUCGCGCUGCGAACAACGAGCCCUCGUCGAGCACGGACAUCGAGCGGCCGGCGCUCUCAAUAUCACCGCCCGCCGGGGGUCCCUCGCCUGCGCCGUGCGCCUGCGCACCGUGCUCCGCCCCACGCUGCCAGUCCGCGCCGCUUCCGCUCGUCAUCGUGGUGAUCAUCGCUCUCAACUACAUCCCCUACGUCCUCUGGACGCUCGAGAGGCGGCGGCACCUCGCGCUGACCAUCACGCUCGUCGUCAUAUUCCACGCGCUGCUCGGGCUCGUCGUCUGCGCGUGGGCGUACACUUGCGGCACGGACCCGGGCGUGCCGCCGUCGCAGUGGCAGCGCCGGAUGGCGGCGCUCGCAAAGGCGCGGCCGGGCUCGAGCGAGCUCAAGGUCUGCCGCCGGUCGGGCCUGUACAAGCCGCCGCGCUCGCACUUUUGCAGCGUGACGCGGCGGCUGACGCUCAACAUGGACCACUACUGCCCGUGGGUGGCGAACACGGUGGGGCACUACAACCGCAAGUUCUUCCUCCUCUUCCUGCUCUACACCUGCCUCCUCCUCGCCUACGUCCUCCUCUCGAUUGCGCCGCAGCUGCCAGACCUCUUCGACUGGGCCCUCGACGGCGACGGGCGGUGGGUGGGCGGUGUGGCGUACGCCGUGGUGCUUGGCGUGAUGCUUGCUGUGGACGUGCUGCUCCUCCUCCUCCUCGGCCCCUUCAUGUGCCUGCACUGGAAGAUGGCGAUGCGCAACCAGACGACCAUCGACGGCGACAAGCUGCCGCAGUACGACAUCGGCCUCUCGGCCAACCUCGAGCAGAUCCUCGGCCGCCGCAGGCUGCACUGGUUCUGCCCGUGCUAUUGCGACGGCCCCGUCGGGGACGGAGUGCACUGGCCGACGAAGACGGGCGGGGCAGCUCUCGUGCCGCUCGGUGGCAGCGGCACUCCCCUCCGCACGUCUGCCGCCGCCAGCCCCCGCCAGGCCUGCGCCGGCGGCUGCGCGCCCGCCGCCGCCUCGUCCGCCUCCGCCUCCACCGCCGCGGGCAGCCGACCAGCCUCGCCCAGGGCCUCGCCUGCCCGCGCGAGCGGCGGCGCCGGCCCGUCCAGCCAGCCCGCCGCGCCUUACCGCGCCGUGCCGGCGCUGGUCUACUCGGCCCCAGCGGCGAGCCCGGAGGCGGCGGGCGCGCCGGUGCAGGUGUCGGCGGCGGCGGUCUCGCACCCCGCGCGGUAGUGAGAGGCCGCGGCGAGGAGCUGAAAUGCGGCAUGCGACCGGCCCCGAUGUGGUGUGUCGAGAGCCGGAGCGCGCCUUUUUGCUAGUCCGCGCGCAUACGUGUCGGGAGACGUGGAGUCCCGCCUUUGUGCCUUCGUUUUAGAUUAGCCGACCUGCGGUUCUCU
Messenger RNA from Emiliania huxleyi CCMP1516, 1408 nucleotides. RefSeq lists its product as hypothetical. Bases 18 to 1244 code for a protein of 408 amino acids. The record is from RefSeq and is a predicted model, not a curated record. The transcript has 5 exons. Gene Ontology annotation, molecular function: palmitoyltransferase activity. Lineage: Eukaryota; Haptophyta; Isochrysidales; Noelaerhabdaceae.